Fulvia fulva is the source of this 849-nucleotide messenger RNA. RefSeq lists its product as uncharacterized. The transcript has a single exon. The coding region runs from base 1 to 849 and encodes 282 amino acids. The record is from RefSeq and is a predicted model, not a curated record. Lineage: Eukaryota; Fungi; Ascomycota; Dothideomycetes; Mycosphaerellales; Mycosphaerellaceae.
AUGGCGGCGCGGUUGGAGACGUUCCUCAGCUCCAGUACCAAGGACCUGUUGGUGCUACGAAGACCUCUUGACAACAGUCUGCCAGUGGAUGUGGACUUUCUGCACCGGUCCGUGUAUGACUUCCUGUGCACGAACCGAAUGCAGCAGGUUCUGCUCGGAAAUACCCCAAAGGCAUUCCACACUGGACGCAUCAUUCAUCUCAUGGAUCAGGCGAAAAUGAUCCUGGCCGCCGGCGUUGUCGAUUACGGCGAAAACAACGUGCGUGCUGUUGCACAAGCAUCACUGGGACAGCCACACCUCGACCUAAACUCGUACUAUGCAGCCAGCUUUGAACCAGCACUCAUGGCACAUGUCAGACAGGAUAUACAUGCUCCCGACAACACCAGGUAUGUCGGAAAAGCUAGAGAUGCGCCCGACGACAACAAUCGAAAUAUGGAUGCCUGCAUCGCAAGCUUAAUCGCUGGUGGCGCGUUCACCUUCGCAACCAAAUACUACCACCUGAAUCAUCCUGAUCAUGUCUGGGCGCUGACGCCAAGCACAUGCUUUGCCGCGGCUCUAGGUCUACAUCCCACAAUGCCUUACGGAUUGCAACAUGUCAACGUGGACUUUCUGAGAAGGUUCCGAGCGGGAUUUCUUGGAACAUGGGACGUUGAAGGAUAUAGAAACCCCAUUGAGCAUGACAUGGAAAACAUGUAUAGGCACUGCGGGAAUAACGUCAUGCAGCAUUUUUUCAACAAAUGGGCCACAGAAGCUCAUCGACAGGAACAAGACUACGACAGCAAGGUCCUGCCGGUGGUUUGGGAAAUCGUCAAAACUUUUUCUGGACCCACCGAAUCAAUGGCUGGAUAA